Molecule: messenger RNA, 444 nt
Organism: Teleopsis dalmanni
Lineage: Eukaryota; Metazoa; Arthropoda; Insecta; Diptera; Diopsidae
Product: cuticle collagen 6-like
Exons: 2
Coding region: 1-444 (147 amino acids)
Source: RefSeq, a predicted model, not a curated record
AUGAAAACCACAGCACUUCUAAUAUUCGUUUUAGCAGUGGUCCUGGUUGUGCCCAUCUCUGCAAGUGAACAAACCCACAGAGAAGAUCUUCAGCGUGCACUGCUUGGCAUACGUACACAGACAGCAAUUUAUGCACAAUCAAAUGCUGACUGUGUGUGCCCGCCAGGUCCCCCAGGACCACCAGGGCCACAAGGUGCGAGGGGUAUAAAUGGACCUAGGGGAGAAAAUGGCAGUGAAGGUGUUGCUGGUGCUGUGGGACCAAUAGGCCCACCAGGCCAGCGUGGUACGGGAGGAAGACCAGGUGUGGCGGGAGUAAUUGGACCGACCGGACGCAGAGGACGUCGUGGUUUUGCUGGACCGCAAGGACCACAAGGGCCAAUUGGAGCGCAAGGUCCACAAGGUCCUAUAGGCGAUACUGGCCAAAAGGGAGAGAUGGGUGCUUAA